Molecule: messenger RNA, 851 nt
Organism: Chinchilla lanigera (long-tailed chinchilla)
Lineage: Eukaryota; Metazoa; Chordata; Mammalia; Rodentia; Chinchillidae
Gene: Ccl20
Product: chemokine (C-C motif) ligand 20
Exons: 4
Coding region: 83-373 (96 amino acids)
Biological process (GO): positive regulation of ERK1 and ERK2 cascade; positive regulation of GTPase activity; cellular response to interleukin-1
Cellular component (GO): extracellular region
Molecular function (GO): CCR chemokine receptor binding; chemokine activity
Source: RefSeq, a predicted model, not a curated record
UCCUGCGCUGCUGUGAGAGCAGAACAGCUCUCGCAGGGCACCGAGUACUCAGAACUGAGCAGACCUGUUCUUUGAGCUGAAAAUGAUGUGCGAUAGCAAGCGUUUGUUCCUGGUUGCUUUGGUGUCGGUGCUUCUACUCUACUUCUGCAGCCAGUCACAAGCAGCAAGCAGCUUCGACUGUUGCCUCGGAUAUACACGACAUGUGCUUAGCAUCAAAUAUAUUCGGAACUUCACAGAGCAGCUGGCCAGUGAAAUCUGCGACAUCAACGCUAUCAUCUUUCACACACACAAGCGACUGUCUGUGUGCGCAGACCCCAAGAAGCCGUGGGUGAAAAAAAUUAUGCGCUUUCUCAGCCAAAAAGACAAGAAGUAAAAACACCUGCGCUCUCAGAAUGAAAUUGGACACAGCCCAAGAACAAAAGGACCUGAUGGUGGUAGAAGUUUCACUAGCACAUCAUUUAGCACUGACUGAUCUGAUUCAUGUCUCAUUGGACUUGUCCAGUUGAUGAAGUUGAUUCAUAUUGCAUCAUAGUUUGCUUUGUUUAAGCAUCAUAUUAAAGUCAAGCUCUAUUUUAUGUUAAGUUAUUUACAGCUGUAGGUUUUUUUGUGUUUAGCUAUUUAUACUCAUUUCUCAUAAGCUAUGGUUUAGUGGAAAGUAUAACAUUGUAUUUGGAGAAAUAGAAUUAUAUGGGUCUUCUUGCAAGUAGUAAGCUAUUUUUAAAAAAUCUAUUUGACUUUCCUUUGUGUAUAUAAUUUUGUUUCCUAAGUUGUUGUGAUUGCCUUAUAAGAGAGAAGAAUGAUUAUAGAAGGGUAAUUACUAAAAAUAAAAGAACCAAAAAGUUACUUGUCAA